Molecule: messenger RNA, 2395 nt
Organism: Prorocentrum cordatum
Lineage: Eukaryota; Dinophyceae; Prorocentrales; Prorocentraceae
Source: the annotation of a GenBank genome assembly
AUGAGCUGUGGCUCGAGCGGGUACUUCGGCGACUACGGCCAAGAGUGCAUCUGCGAUGCCCACGGCUCGAGCAACUGUGUCAAUCCACCUGAGCGCUAUGGCGAGCAUGGCGAUGUCUGCGCCGAAGGCGCGGAGUGCAAGUGCGACGGCCACUGCAGCUGCGAGUGCAACUGCGAUGCCCACGGAUCAUGCAAUUGCCUCGACAGACCAAGCUUGGCCCGCGGUCGCUCCCGCUCUGGCGCCAACUUGACGCAGCCCAGCCGAUGCGGCAAGCAGGGCGAGGUGUGCGCCCAAGGCACGGGGUGCAAGUACGAUGGCCACGGCAGCUGCGCGUGCAGCUGCGGCUCAAGCGGGUACCUUUGCCACUACGGCCAGGAGUGCAGCUUUGACGCCCACGGCUCGUACAAAUGUGUCGACAAACCAUCGUGCUCAGCAGACCAGCGGCGUCCUCUCGCGCGCGCGGCCUACAACAUUCGCGAUGUGGAGAAGUCUUGCGGCAGCGGGACAGAGCACCAGGACCAGUCGUGCCUCGACCAGACUGGCGGCUGCACCGUGCGCCGUGGGCCCUUUCACUUGAACAAGCAGCUGCCCACCGUGGCGCGCGCGCCCGCCCUGAGCCUCCACUCCGCGGCUGCGGGGCCGUGGCGCAUGGACCAGCUCGCCUCCGCACGCCGGUGGACGGGGCUCGACGGCGAGUACGUCGCCUCUGUCGCCGCCGGCGCCGUGGUCUGGCCCGACGGCUCGCGCCAUGCGCUGGAGCCGGCAGGGGGCGGCGCCCUCCGCGUGGUCGGGCUACCAGGGGCCGCACCCCUGCAGGCCCAGGCCCGGCUCGUCUCCGCCGGCCGCCUGGAGUGGAGCGACGGCGACGUCUGGCUGCUGGAGGCCCCGCCACCUGCGCCGGGCACGGCGGGCGCGGGCUCCGAGGCCGCGGGGGCCGCCGAGGACGCGGGCUCCGAGAGCGCCGGGGAGGGCGACGCCUCGGAGAGCACCGCCUCAGAGGCCGCCGCCGAGGCCGCCGAGGAGGCGGCGAGCGCCCCCGGCUGCGCCGAGGCCGCGCGGGCGGCGGAGGCUCCCGCGGAGGCCGAGGGCCUCCGCGGCGGCGCAAGCGACGACUCCGACGGGGAGGGCAGCUCGUCGUCCUCGUCGUCCCCUGGCGCGGCGGGCGGCGCCGACGUGCGCGGGGCCGUGCGGGCGGAGGCCGCCUCGGGGCCCCGGGGCGCGCCGCUCGAACCUGGCGCGGGAGGCUGCAGGCUGUCCGCCCCCCGCGCGGAGGACGGGGAGGGCGACUCCGACGGCGAGGGCAGCUCCUCCUCCUCCUCCUCCUCCUCCUCCUCCUCCUCCUCCGCGGCCGACGAGCCCUCGGAGGUGCCCUCGGGAGUGGCCCGGCAGCGGGUGGAGAUCAUCCCGGCGAGCCUCUGCCGCCUGCCCGUGGACGAGCGGCGGCGGCGCGCGGCCUCGCUGGGCCAGUGGCUGCGCUCGAGGGCCGCGGCCGGCGGCCGCGGCCUCGGGGGCGUCGGGCUCACCGAGCAGACCGCGGAGGCGCUGGCCGCCCACAUCCGCGCGCGCGUGGCCGCCGCGGAGGCGGCGGCCGCCGCGGCCGCCGCGGAGGCUGCCGCUGGCGAGGCCGCCGCCGAGCGGCGGGCCGCCGCCGCGCAGCCCGCCGAGCGGGCCGCGGCCGCGCGGCCCGCCGCGGCCGCGCGCGCGGGCGGCCGUGCACGGGGCGGGGGCGCCGCGGUGCCGUUGCCCGCGCCUGGGCGCUCGUGUCUGCGGGCGCGGGCGGCCCGCGCCGGGGCUGGGCAGCUGCCUGGCGGGGCGCGGGCACGGAGCAGGGGCAGCAGGGGGAGAGUGCGGGUGAUGAUCGGCACCCACACCGUCGGCGAGAGGAUGGGCAGGGAGUUGGCGAAUAUCACGCUCGUGCGCAGCCACAGGCGCGACGACCUGUGGCACCAGAGCCUGGGCGAGCGGGUCCGGUGCGACCGCUGCGGGGGCACGUGCCCGAAGCCCUUCGGGCAGCUGUGCGGUGCGGAGGGGAGGUCUGCCUUCGCACAGUGCGAGUUCGUCUGCAACCGCUGCCUGGGCGGCUGAAGCGGUGCCGAGAGGGCGCGGGAGUCAGACCCUCAGAUCCAGGCGACGCAAUGUUUUCACAACGAUUACCCUGGACCCGAGUUACCCCGGAGAACUCGGGCGUCCAAGGAGAGGUGCUUGGCAAUUCGUCGCGCCCCGUUGGCGCUGCUGCCUGGCCGCGCGCGCGCGCGGCCGCCUGCGUUGCCGCAGUUUUUUGCUCCGGCCGGGGGUGGCCGCAGCGGAUGAUCUGGGGGACGUCCUCGCACUAGGCUUGGAACGUCGGAGGAUCCUAGGUGACGUCAGAGAUCUCGGGGGCGUCGAGGGGCGUCGA